Spirometra erinaceieuropaei is the source of this 774-nucleotide messenger RNA. The record is from the annotation of a GenBank genome assembly. NCBI's taxonomy places the organism in Eukaryota, Metazoa, Platyhelminthes, Cestoda, Diphyllobothriidea, Diphyllobothriidae.
AUGGAAGAAGAGCUCAACAGUCAACUGGCCUUCCUUGACGUACAAGGGACAAAGCUGGUGGACGGGAAGAUAAGGACAACGGUCUACCGUAAGGCAACUAACAUCAGGCGAAUUCUCCACUUCAGAAGCAACCACCCCGUUGGUCACAAACGCAGUCGUGUCAGGGCCCUCUUCCAACGCGUUCAAACACACUGCAGCGAUGACAAUGGGAGGAAGGAGGAGAUUAAGUACUUGCAUGCCCUAUUUAGAGCCAACGGUUAUCCCAAGUCCUUCAUAUGCAAGCGUGUUAGGAAGCCCCACCCUGAGCGGUCGGACAGAAAAAAACCCGAAACUUUGGCUCGCAAUCCCUUAUGUGAAAAACGUGUCAGAGGCGACGGCAAGAAUCCUGAAGCCUUUCGGGAUCGGUGUGGCUCAUUAGCCAGAGUCAACAAUCAGACAUCAAAUAAUGAGGCCCAAAGACCCGCUACCGGUGACAGAACAAUCAGCAUACCAUGCCAAAACUGUGAUGCGAGGUAUGUUGGUGAAACGGGCAAACGUCUUGGCACAAGACUGCAUGAGCACCAGCUUGCAACCAACCGCAGGGACAAGCUGUCUAUGGUUUACGGUCACGUCAACCAGAAGAACCAUAAUUUCGCCUUUGAGAGGGCAAGAGUAAUCGGCCGAUCCAAUGAUAAGAUGGCCAGACUGAUGCCCGAACAUUGGCCCUCGACUGGCACACUCAGCAGAGCCAUAGACCUGCAUCCAGCCUACCAGGUGCUACGCACAAGGCUCUAG